Molecule: messenger RNA, 261 nt
Organism: Aspergillus novofumigatus IBT 16806
Lineage: Eukaryota; Fungi; Ascomycota; Eurotiomycetes; Eurotiales; Aspergillaceae
Exons: 2
Coding region: 1-261 (86 amino acids)
Source: RefSeq, a predicted model, not a curated record
AUGAGCCACCUGGAGAAGCUACCCAAUGUUACACUCCUCAAGCUGGACGUCGUUCCGGCAGAAGGCAUCGUAGCCGCCGUCAAACCCCUCCGAGCUCAAUCUGGGAGACUGAAAAUCCUCGUCAACAUCGGCCAUGUCAACUUCUUUGGUGUGAUCGUUGUUGCGCACGCUUUUGCUCUGCUGCUUCUCACUACCAAGGGGGCAGUUGUGGAUGUCUAUUUGAGUUUGGGGUUUCUAUAUGCGCCGUGGAUGAGCUGGUGA